UCUUCAUCUUCUUCCUUCUUUCGCCUUCUGCUUCGUCUAAAGCUUUCUCUCCAUUAAAGCUUUUCUUUGUUCCUUACUUUCACAGAGAUCGAUAUAUAUAUUCUCUAUAUACCUGAGGAAAUCUCCUGAAUGGUUUGAGCCAACCAGCUUUAGUUGUUUGAAUUUGGACAUAACAAAUCUCAAUCCAAGUUAAUCUAUAUCAGGAGUAUAAAGCCUAAGCUUAUAGGUGUCAAACUCAAUUGUUAGCCUCCUCAAUUUGAUGAUAAUAUUUUGGAAACAAUGGGAUGAGCUAAUACCUUUUAGGAUUGGAGGAGGUUUUUUCACAGACUCAAUCCAUUAUUAUCAAUCAUUUUGAGUUUGACGAAUGGGGUUAGUUCAAAUAAAUGAUGUUGAGGGUUCUAUGAUUCCAAAACGACUAGUAGAACUUAAUCAGCAUAUGCAAGAUGAACAAAAAGUUAGAGGUGGUAUUACUGGGGAGGGUCAAGAUUUAUCUAUGGAGGACGAGUCACGGGUCAAUGAAAAUAAUAUUAAUGGAGAUGAAAAUAACAAUAGACAAAUGGAGGUUAUUGAGAUUCAAAAUCACAACAUCAAUAAUCAAGUACGUGCUGUAAAAAAGAGCAAUAAACAACAAAUCCAGGGGCCUUUGGUUCGUUGGGAGAGGUUUUUGCCUGUGAGAUCAUUGAAGGUUUUAUUGGUUGAGAAUGAUGAUUCAACACGCCAUGUUGUCUGUGCUUUACUUCGCAAUUGUGGAUAUGAAGUUGAAGCAGUUGUAGAUGGUCAACAAGCUUGGAGAAUUCUUGAAGGUCUUGCUACUAAUAUUGAUCUUGUUUUGACUGAAGUAGCCUUGCCAUAUUUAACAGGAAUUGGUCUCUUAUCCAAAAUUAUGAGUCAUAAGACGCAUAAAAAUAUUCCUGUGAUUAUGAUGUCAUCUCAUGAUUCUAUGAAUAUAGUAUUUAAGUGUUUAUCCAGGGGUGCAAUUGACUUUUUAAUCAAGCCUUUACGAAAGAAUGAGCUUAAAAACCUUUGGCAGCAUGUUUGGAGGAAAUGCCAUAGCUCUAGUGGUAGUGGAAGUGAAAGUGGUGUGCGUACUCAAGAGUCAUUGAAAUCUAAAAGUGGAGAACAUUUAGACAACAAGCAUGAUAAUUGUGAUGAAGAUGACAUUGGUAGCAUUGGAUUGAAUGCAAGAGAUAAGAGUGACAACGGAAGUGGCACCCAGGUCAUUAUUCUACAGAGUUCUUGGACCAAGAUGGCAGUUGAAGUUGAUAGCCCACGACCAAUGUCCCUUUGGGAACAAUUAGGUGAUCCACCUGUAGGUGGCACUUGUGCCCAAGUUAUACAUUCAAUGCCUAAAAUAAUUGCCAACAAUAAAGUGGUUACAAUGAAAGAUGGUGAGACACAAGAUAAUGCAUUGAACAUGGUGACAAGCAUAGAUUUGGAGAUGACAACAGCUAGAUCAACCCCAACAUUGCAACCUUAUAGACAACGAGAAGAAAUUCCAUCAAAUUUUGAUGCUUUUAACAAUAAUAAAAGCUCUAAUGAAAAGGAAAAUGUUUAUGAGAAGGGAGAAAAGGAACAAGUAGAGCAAUAUAGCUCUGCCAAAGAAUUAGUUGGAGAAUACAAAAAUCAAGCGAUUGGUGGUCCAGCAAGUAUUGAAAUUAACAUCAAUUCUAACUCUGAUCCUAUCUUAGAAAUACAAUGUUUGGAGAACCCAAAUGGAAUGGUCUCUAAUAAUGUAGAAGAUCAUAAGAAUACAUAUGGAAACAAGGAGGAAUUGCUUUCAUUUGAGUUCAAUUCAAAGAGUUUGAAUGGGACAGCAGCAGAUCUUGGAAGUAGUGUACAAGAUCACAAUGUCUUAAAGCAAUCACAUCAUUCUGCUUUCUCAAGGUACAACUCAGCAUCUCAUCAAGGUCCAACAGGUAAUGUUGGAAGCUGUUCACCCAUUAAUAAUAGCUCAGAGGCAGCAAAAACAGAAUCAGUGCAAGCCACGAGAACUUAUUUUAAUAGCAUGCCUCCCAAUAAUCUACCUUCCAAUGGAAGUAAUAACAACUAUGAACAAGAUUCCAGUUCAAAUAAUAAUUUCACCAAACCAUCUACAACCAUUAAUAAGCCAACACAAAAAGUAGCCAUCACAUGUAUCCAGCCAUCUUCAACAUCCCUCCAUCCUCUUCAAAACAUGUCUCUUCAACAUGCAGCUCAAGCAGAAAAUAGUGAUAAGCAGCAUAUGCAAGUGCAGCAUCAUCACCAUCACCACCAUUAUCAUCACCAUCAUCACAUGCAUAACAUGGUUACUCCUAAAUUACUCAACCAAAAUAGUCAACAGUCUCUACAAAUUAAGACAGCUGCUAUGCCAUCUCUUAAUGAAUCUUCAACUAGGAAUGGGAGUGCCUCUAAGAGUCACCAUGGGAGCAAUGUUGAUCCAGGGAAUAAUGUUGCAGGAAAACUAGGAAACUUCCAGGAGCAUGAUGAUAAUAAUAGAAUAGCUGAGAAAGAGGACACAACUAGUUUAAUAAGACUUGAGGCUCCAAAUAUAACUAUCCAGAAUCGAUUUGCACAAAGAGAGGUGGCUUUGAACAAGUUUCGUCAAAAGAGGAAAGAGAGAUGCUUUGAGAAAAGGGUUCGCUACCAAAGCAGGAAGAAACUAGCAGAACAAAGGCCUCGAGUCCGCGGACAAUUUGUGCGACAUGCAAUUGAUGAAAAUAAAGAAAAAUAAUGACAAAGUUCAACUCUUUUGGUGAAGGCAUUUGGAGAACAACCUCGCUCCUUAAUUCUUCCAACAAUCAUCUUUAUUAUUAGUUGUCCUCAUUGGGAGAAUCAUCUUUUAAUUUCCUGUUACGGUGUUGGUUUGAUACUUGUGCUUCAUAACUAUCAUGAUUUUAAGACCUUUUCAUGGGGGAACUAUAUAAAAAGACUUACUAUCUAGUAUGUGUGAAACUCCAUGUGACCUAUAUUAAUUGUUGUUAUCAGACAGAUGAUGGUAUGCUUAAUUAUUGUAGACUUGUCUUUAAUAACAUCAUGGAUUUUAAGUGUGCCUAUGCAUGAACUAAGUUGAAGACUUGAAAUGUUUGUUGAUGUUAUGAUGAUAUGAAAACUCUUUUUAAUAA
Messenger RNA from Neltuma alba, 3101 nucleotides. RefSeq names its product two-component response regulator-like APRR7. NCBI's taxonomy places the organism in Eukaryota, Viridiplantae, Streptophyta, Magnoliopsida, Fabales, Fabaceae. The coding region runs from base 365 to 2710 and encodes 781 amino acids. The transcript is spliced from 12 exons. The record is from RefSeq and is a predicted model, not a curated record. Gene Ontology annotation, biological process: phosphorelay signal transduction system; cytokinin-activated signaling pathway. Gene Ontology annotation, molecular function: protein binding.